AUGAGGAAGAUUCAUGCUACCAACCCCGAGGUUUACUUUGUCAACUACGCAGAGGGAGAGAGCCCAACUCUUCCUAUUGGCGUGGAUCUCGAGACUGCUCUUAACGCUGCCGCUAGUGCUGGUGGUCAAGUGAUCGGAGGCGCCGGAGGAGCAGGUGGCUUUGGAGGCGAUGGAGGAUUUGGCGGUAGUGGAUCAGGUGGCUUUGGAGGCGAUGGAGGAUUUGGCGGCAGUGGAGCAGGUGGUUUUGGCGGUAGUGGUGGAAGUGGAGGAUUCGGUAGUACAAGUGGAGUAAGUGGAGGUUUCGAUGGUGGAAGUGUAGGCUUUGGCGGAAGUGGAGCAGGAAGUAGUGGAGGAUUUGGAGGAAGUGGAAGCAGUGCUGGUACCUCAUCCACGUUGUAUUCUGGUCCUUAA
Molecule: messenger RNA, 411 nt
Organism: Penaeus indicus
Lineage: Eukaryota; Metazoa; Arthropoda; Malacostraca; Decapoda; Penaeidae
Exons: 2
Coding region: 1-411 (136 amino acids)
Source: RefSeq, a predicted model, not a curated record